Molecule: messenger RNA, 6202 nt
Organism: Calypte anna (Anna's hummingbird)
Lineage: Eukaryota; Metazoa; Chordata; Aves; Apodiformes; Trochilidae
Gene: MBTD1
Product: mbt domain containing 1
Exons: 18
Coding region: 460-2355 (631 amino acids)
Biological process (GO): regulation of DNA-templated transcription
Cellular component (GO): nucleus
Molecular function (GO): zinc ion binding
Source: RefSeq, a predicted model, not a curated record
GUUCCUUUCUCUGGCUGAGGGAGAGGCUGAACUUUCCAGGCCGCCUCCUGCCCCGCCGGGCCCGGCCCCUCGCAGGGGGAGGCGGCAGGCGGAGGGGGCUGAGCCGAGGGGAGGGGGCAGAGGCAGCGGCCGUCUCCUGCCCAUGAGGGCCUGAUGGAAAACACAAAGGACCUGGCUUUUGAUAUCAUCUGCAAACUGCUACAGCAUACCUUCACUUUCCAGAGUCUCCCCUCUUGUGUGAAACCCCCUGGGGAAGAGGCUAUGGACAAAACCAUUGGCAAACAGCAGAAACUGGCUUCAGACAAAAUGCUGUCAUACAUAGCAAAUGAAGAGACAGGAAAACACAUUUCUGUAAUUUUCCAGCAGAGAUUUUACUUAUUAUAAGAGUGGAAGGCACAUUUCCAGAUAGAGACAGAACAUUCUUCCCGAGCAGAAAGGAAAAGACGAGAUUCAUUCGGGAUGUUUGACGGUUAUGACAGCUGCAGUGAGGACACGAGCAGCAGCUCCAGUUCAGAGGAGAGUGAAGAGGAGGUUGCUCCUUUGCCCUCCAGUCUCCCAAUUAUAAAGAACAAUGGACAGGUCUAUACUUAUCCAGAUGGCAAAUCUGGCAUGGCUACAUGUGAGAUGUGUGGAAUGGUUGGUGUCCGUGAUGCUUUUUACUCUAAAACCAAACGCUUCUGCAGUGUCUCAUGCUCUAGAAGCUACUCCUCCAACUCCAAGAAGGCCAGCAUUCUGGCCAGGCUUCAGGUAGCGGGUAAACCUCCAACAAAGAAGGCUAAAGUUCUACAAAAACAACCCUUAGUGGCUAAAUUAGCAGCAUAUGCUCAGUACCAAGCAACUUUACAAAACCAGGCAAAGACUAAAGCAGCAGCUGUUCCAGUGGAAGGUUUCAGCUGGGGUAACUACAUCAAUAGCAAUAGCUUUACAGCAGCUCCUGUUACCUGUUUUAAGCAUGCACCUAUGGGGACGUGCUGGGGUGAUAUCUCAGAAGGAGUACGAGUGGAGGUUCCAAACACUGACUGCAGCCUUCCUACCAAAGUCUUCUGGAUAGCUGGAAUUGUAAAAUUAGCAGGCUACAAUGCUCUGUUAAGAUAUGAAGGCUUCGAAAACGAUUCAAAUCUUGACUUCUGGUGCAACAUUUGUGGGUCUGACAUCCACCCAGUUGGUUGGUGUGCAACCAGUGGGAAGCCCCUAGUCCCUCCUCGAACCAUCCAACACAAAUACACAAACUGGAAAGCUUUUCUAGUGAAACGACUUACUGGUGCCAAAACACUUCCUCCUGACUUUUCUCAGAAGGUGUCUGAGAGCAUGCAGUAUCCAUUCAAAACUUCCAUGAGAGUAGAAGUUGUUGAUAAAACACACCUUUGUCGGACAAGGGUGGCAGUUGUAGAAAGUGUCAUUGGGGGACGGUUAAGAUUGGUGUAUGAAGAAAGUGAAGACAAAACUGAUGACUUCUGGUGCCAUAUGUACAGUCCACUCAUUCAUCACAUUGGUUGGUCUCGAAGUAUAGGACACAGAUUCAAAAGAUCUGAUAUUACCAAGAAACAGGAUGGACAUUUUGAUGCGCCCCCACAUUUAUUUAUGAAGGUAAAAGAGGUUGAUGCAGCUGGAGAAUGGUUUAAAGAAGGAAUGAAAUUAGAAGCUAUAGACCCUUUAAACCUUUCGGCAAUAUGUGUAGCAACUAUUAGAAAGGUUUUAGCAGAUGGCUAUCUUAUGAUUGGGAUUGAUGGCUCAGAAGCAGCAGAUGGGUCUGAUUGGUUUUGUUACCAUGCCACUUCCCCUUCUAUUUUCCCUGUUGGUUUCUGUGAAAUUAACAUGAUUGAACUAACUCCACCCAGAGGUUAUGCAAAGCUACCUUUCAAAUGGUUUGACUACCUCAGGGAAAGUGACUCAAUAGCAGCACCUGUAAAGCUCUUCAAUAAGGAAGUUCCAAACCAUGGGUUUCAUGUUGGGAUGAAACUGGAGGCUGUUGAUCUGAUGGAACCUCGCCUGGUAUGUGUGGCCACAGUAACCCGGAUCAUCCAUCGCCUUUUGAGGAUCCACUUUGAUGGCUGGGAAGAUGAAUAUGAUCAGUGGGUGGAUUGUGAGUCCCCAGACCUCUAUCCAGUGGGGUGGUGUCAGCUAACUGGGUAUCAACUACAGCCUCCAGCACCACAAUCAUCAAGAGAUAGCCAGUCAAGUUCAUCAAAACAGAAGAAAAAAGCUAAAUCGCAGCAGUACAAGGGACAUAAGAAAAUGACUUCAUUGCAGCUGAAGGAGGAGUUGCUAGAUGGAGAAGAGUAUAGCUUCCUUCAAGGAGCAUCUGAUCAGGAAAGCAAUGGAUCUGCCAGUUACUACAUCAAACAAGAACCUUAAGGCAGCUCAAAGUGAGGAGCAGAGUAUUGGUGAUAGGAGAAGAGCCUUUCUCCAAGACUGACUGAUGUUGUUCCCACUUGGAUGGUGCACUUCAGGUGACUGUACCUGGGGCACUUUGCUAACUGUAGACGAGUUAGACUCAGUUCAGAACUUUUUGGAAGGGCGGGGAAACUAUUUUAGUGAAAAAGAUUUUUCAAUUUAUUAAAAACAAAAACGGACACUUUUGUGUUGUAUUUGAAGCUUUUGGAAGAAUUUUGUAAUAUUUUCAAGUUCAGAUUUAUUGUGCAUUGUUAACAAGAACUGAAAUUCUAAUUUUUUUGUAAGAUUAAAGUUUAAUUAGCAUGACUGUGGGAAGCAGUUGGAGGAAGAUGUAGUUGCAAAUACAAGUGAACUGUCAUAACAAAUGAACCUUUUUGGUACUAGUUGGGAGACUUGGACUCUUAUGAACUGCACUGGUCACUCCUCUGUUUUUUGGGUUUUUUAUUGUGAAAAUAAGGCAUUCAAGCUGUAAUUUAGAGGCAUAAAUUGUAUGUGAAAGGUAGUCCUGUAAAGCUCUACUCAGUGAGUAGCCCCAGUUGCAAUGGAGCCAUCACCUGAGGAAGAUUUUAACUUUUUGAGAUGUUUUUAUUUAGUUUAAAACACCUUUUUUAUAUAAGAUUUAAAAAAAAAAAAAAAAAAAAAAGUGUUCAUUAGGGUCUGAUUGAGUGUCCAUCAAUAUCAGUAGCCUUGUCUCCACUGAGUGCAGUGGGCGUCGGGUUGGGACUGCAAAGCCUCUUGUCUGUACAUGAAUGUCUGUAGUCUUGGAAUGCUUCAGCAAUCGUUUACAGAGCCCUAUGCCAAACUGGAACUUCCCUCAUUUGGAAGAUGAGUUUUAGCUAACAAUUUAGACUAAAGAAGAGACUUUAGUGAGGACAGUACCUCAGGCCUCCCUUGGUAGUAGGAAGGAACUCCUGAGUAUUCUUUGGAUUUUGCUUUCCAUUCAGAAAGGCCUACAUGUUCCUUACCAUUUUAAAUAUUUAUUUUUGAGCAUUUAAACCCAAUGUUCCACGUGGUUUCAGGUGAGCUAAAAGGAGCCAUACAUUGUGAAUUUAAAAAAGGAGUUCAGUUCUGCACAGCCUGCAAUAUUCUUUUCAUGCUGCAAUAGUGUCGUAUAGAAGUUGAGACUUGAGCAGUAUAUAAAUCAUAUACUGUUUGCUAUAUCAUUCAUAAACUGGAUUUGCUUACUGCCUGGAAACCUUGUGUCUCACUUCAAAUCCUCUUGGCCCCAGCUGCCUAACUGUCCAGUUUUUUUCAAAGCCAAGUCAUGUAAAAGGAUGAAAACUACCAGUAAAACACAAUGUAUUUUAGCACAAGCUAUUAGCAAUUUGGAUUUUAUUUUUUUUUUAUUUCUGUAUUUUCAAACUUUGUACAUUUCUGUAAAUCAUGUCAUUCAUGGAGCUGAUGACUAAAGUGCUUAAUCACCCCUGCAGAGCUGUGACUGGAAAAAUGUGCAUCAAGAGCUUUAGCUUUUACCAGUAAGGUUCAUUAACUAAACUCUCAGGAAUUAACUGCAUAUGUUCUAUAAGUGCUUCUGGGUCUAAGCCGGUCCCCUUCAGAGCAGUACAAUGAUAAUCUGACUCUUGACCAUAAAUUAGGGCUUAAAAAAAAUUAUUAACAUGUGUUCCUACAGCCUAAGAAAUGCUAUAAGGAUUAGCAACCCACAGAGCCCCAGGAGACAAUUUUUAUAUAUUGUUGUUUGAGCUUAAAAACCACAGUGCAUAGAAAGUUGAAAACCAGCAAUUUGAUUAUUUUCUAAAAUCUUGCUCUAUCUUUGGGUACAUAGUAUUGGUAAUAUGCACAGGUUUACCUCAUUCUAUGCAAGAGGGGUUAAUUAUGUAAAGUUUUGUAUUUACUACUGGAAGUAUAAAACGUCCUGUAUAGUGUAGGAAUGUCUGGAAAUCUUUUCUCCCUUACUGGUAAAAUUUUCUUAAUGACCCCUUUUUAAGAGCAGCUUCUUACAGUGACAGAAUCUGGUUAUCAGAUUAUAAGUAUCUGUAGCUUCAGAUGGUAAAGACAUUUUAGCUCUCUAAAACAGCCAUAAAAAGGACUUUGUCAGGCUUGGUAGACUUCAAAUACCUUCUCAGAUUCUGACCUAUCCAUGACAUUUCUUUUGAACAGCCUGGAUUUGGAGAAGCAGGAUUAGAGACCAUUCAUUGUAGUGACACUUUGAGCCUUGAUUUUUUUUUUUUUUUUUUUUUUUCCUGUGUUCUCCAUUUAACAUGUUGUAAAAUCCAGCUCUGCGACCACUGAUCUGGUUUGGUAAGUACAGCAUUAAUGAUUUUUUAUUUUUAUUUCUUUAACACCAACAAUUUGUAGAUUGCCCCUGUCAUCUGGAACAAGGUUGGCACAAUCUUGUUUUCUUCUUUCAUCAGUAGCUUCUGACUUAAGUAGAAAACCUGUUGCAUUAAUUUGUGUUUCAUAAUGUGAAAAUCUGGGCUAGUAAUGAGCAAGGGAUAUUGCCUUGUCACUGCCUGAUUUCUGAGUUAGUCUUCAAAUGUCAAGAGGGAAAAACCAACACUUAAGCUGAACAUCUUGUGUUGGAGAAAUGUAAGAGUAGGAUUUGAAGUCUGUCAGUCUAUAUAAAUGUUCUUUAAAAGUUGGUAUGUUAUUAAACACUAAAGUAUGUGAGUUGACUUGCAUUUUACAGGUUCACACAUGACAUCAGUAGGAGUUGUGUGUUGGGAUUCAUGGGUGAAAUUACUCAUUUGUUUCUGAAUUCCAAAUAUACCUAAAUCGUGUCAUUGUCAAGUACAGUGAAAUCUGUGCUAAGCAAACCACAUAAAGAACUGACAUCACUUGCUGAGGAGAUGUUUAAUAACACCUGGGAAAACUCCAGCAGUAUUUAGAGAAUGGUCUCUUCCAAGAGUGGGUUGUUACCUGCUGGCUGUGCUGUCCUUAGUAAGGCUUCAUUGUAUUUGUAAAGCAUUCAUUAGCAGCCCUUGGAAUUUUUACCUUCAUUUUACUCUAAGCUGUGUUACUUGGCUGAAAGAGCAGCAAAGUGUUGGACUUCUGACAUCUUCAGUGGGGUCAAACUAAUUUCAGUAUUUGGCAUAGCAGAUUUUUAUAACCAUAAGGUAGCACAAUUUAUGUACCUUACUUUGCAGCUGCCCUUCCUUUUAUUACUCAAGAUCUUUCUGCUGAUCUUUGAUUUUUAUGUUAGUUUAAAUACAACUCUUUAACCUUUUCCUUGCUGCAUCUGAGGAAAGCUAAAGCAGUUAUCAAUUCCUUGUUCUACGGAUACUAACACGGGUUUCAGUGUUUGUUUGUUUUUUUUAUUGUUGUUUUAAGUGAUGUGAAUACCCUCUCCCGUCAAUAUUUGUACGAUGGUGCUAAUAUAUUUGGUAACAAUCCUUUAUUGGGAAGGGAUUUUAAAAAACUGUGAUUUAAACUGAAUUUUUCUUCCUUUUGAUUUUCAUAUUUAAAAGAAGAAGCCACAGCCAUUUAUACAAGAAAGGCAUCAGCUUUGGCCCCUGGGAAAACGUUGGGGCGGGAAUCAAACUUAAACAACUGGGUUUUUACAUCAUUUCUGUAUGUAUUUGAUAUAUUGAUCAAUAUCUGUACAAAUUUAAUCUUUUAUUUUCUUGACAAUUUGUGUGGUCAAUGAGAAAGUAUUUAAAGCUUUCUCAUGCUGUGUACAUAACCAAGUGAAAAAAUGCUUUUGGAGAAAUUAAUGUUACUUUCAUUUUUACGAGACUGCAGAUUUUCAGCAUGGAUGUGAGAAGCAUUAAAAUUAUAACUUUGUGUACAAGAUGAAAAUAAUUCACUAAAUUUGCCUUUUUUUACACAAAAUAAAAAUUAUAAAAGGUCU